AUCGACAACUGGGAUUCUCAGUAUAUGCCUUUAACGACACCGGCUUCGAACCACCGUACACAGGGAGAGGACUACGAGUAUAUGCUCACGACGCCACAUGUCUUCCAAUGAUUUACAACGUAACUCUCAAUACAGUGACGAAGGGGAUCGCUUUAUAUAACUCCAGAAUAAAUGAACUGCUAACAAAUUGUUUCGGAUAUGAACCGUCAUUUGCUACCCUUGAAACCUGUGAAAUAUUGAUCAUGGGUUGUGAAGAGAGACAUUAUGGAGAAAAUUGUACAUCUUGCGAUUCAAAAUGCUUAGACAGGCAGUGUGAUGCAUUUGAUGGGUCCUGUAUCUAUGGAUGUCAUAACAGUUUGAUGAUCGCUCCUGGAUGUAAUGUUUGUAAAGGACUGUUGUAUGGAGAAAACUGUACUGAACCUUGUGGACAUUGUUUCAAUGGAAGCCAAUGUGACAUGACAGGUGUCUGUCUUAAAGGAUGUGAACAUCAAUGGGGUGGACCCCUGUGUGACGUUUGCAGUGGCGGAUUUUACGGACCAAACUGUACACUACAAUGUGGACAGUGUAAAAAUGGUUCAUACUGCAACGUGACAACUGGGAUAUGUGAAGAAGGAUGCCAGGAUAAUUGGAGGGGCGACAAAUGUGACGAAUGCGCAGUUGGCUUCCAUGGACCAAAAUGUACCGGACAGUGUGGAUUUUGUAAGAUUGGUACGACGUGCAACAAUGAAACAUUUGUCUGUCCUGAUGGAUGUCAGGAGCACUGGGUUUGGCCAUUGUGUGAGGAUUGUGAAGCAGGUUAUUAUGGAUCAAACUGUCUACAACAAUGUGGAAAGUGUAUGAAGGUGGAAGACUGCAACAGCGGGUCUGGAAUAUGCGUGUCUGAUUGUCAGCAUGGAUGGGGUGGAAACAAAUGUGAUGUGUGUGCACAUGGAUUUUAUGGAACUAACUGUGAUAAAAGCUGUGGACACUGUGCAUUGAAUGUUUACUGUAACAAAGGAACGGGAGUUUGUUCUAAUGGUUGUGAGGAUCAUUGGGACGGACAACGGUGUGAUGUUUGUAAAGAGGGGUUUUAUGGCUCAACCUGUACACACCAAUGUGGAAACUGUAAAUUAAAAACAACCUGCAACAAAGUAACAGGUGUUUGUCAAGAUGGCUGCCAGGAAAAAUGGGACGGAUCCAAAUGUGAAGAAUGUGUAGAAGGACGGUAUGGCAAGGCCUGUGAAUUUGCAUGUGGAAAGUGUAAAAUCGGAGAUUCCUGUAACAGACAAAAUGGUUCUUGUCCAUCUGGAUGUCAGACUCACUUUAGUGGACCCCGUUGUGAUGCUUGUGAGAUGGGAUAUUAUGGAAGGAACUGUACAAAAACAUGUGGAGCUUGUACAGGGAAAGUAUGCAGCAGACUUAGCGGGGAAUGCUUUAAAGGAUGCAAGGAUACAUUUUCAGGAGCGAAAUGUGAUAAACAAGUGGUAUCAUUUGAGUACAUGAAAGGAGAAAUGGAUUCCGGUUCAAUUGGUGGGAUCAUCGCGGCUGUUCUAAUUGUCGUCAUUGGUGUGGUGAUAGUUUUAGUCUACAUUUAUUUCAGACGAAGACAUUCAGAACCCAAUGAUCCCAGCAGAACAUACGAAGAAAAUAUCGAACCAGAUACUACACCACAAGAACCAGAUACUACACCACACGAACCAGAUACUACACAAGACGGAGCAGAAACUACACCGCACGAACCAGAUACUACACCAGACGAAGCAGAAACACCUGCACCGGAACAAAUAGAGACAAAGAAUGAAUAACCAAACAGUCAAAUAAAAGAAAGAAGACCAGAAGUAUUACUAGAUGGAGACUACUGGAAGUGUUAGUAAAUGGUCUCAUUCUGUUUACUCUGAAGACUGUUUUUAGUAAUCACAUCUUGAAAAAAAAAACAUUUUUGAUAUGAACUAGGGCAAAUUUUUCCUUAUCUUAAAACAAUCGAUUUACUUUCGCAUCCUUUGAGCACAUUUUCAAACAGGAGUUAUAUGUAAUUAUGCUAUAGCUGUGACUGGCCAAUGUAUAAAUUUAUUUUAAUAAAAAACAAAAUAAAUG
This is a messenger RNA of Ostrea edulis (European flat oyster), 2073 nucleotides long. RefSeq names its product protein draper-like. Lineage: Eukaryota; Metazoa; Mollusca; Bivalvia; Ostreida; Ostreidae. The record is from RefSeq and is a predicted model, not a curated record. The transcript is spliced from 13 exons. Bases 108 to 1784 code for a protein of 558 amino acids. Gene Ontology annotation, molecular function: scavenger receptor activity.